AUCUCCAGCCCUCUUACCUCCUUCUUCCUCAGAACGUGCUGGAAGCCCGCCUCGGCCGCCAUCUUCUUCACGUAGUCCUUGGUGAGCCCAGCCAGCGGGAACACGGUGCGCCGCAAAGCAUCCUGGGAGAUCUGGCUGAGGAAGAACGUCUGGUCCUUCACAAGGUCCGCCCCCUGGUGCAGCUUCACCGCUGCCGUGGAAACGGGCGCGGGCGUGCGAGGAACAACACAGCAUGUCUGUGGAGGAGGUCACCCUCCAGCUUCUGCUCGAGGCCAGGGAGACAGUGAUGUCCAGCCCCCUGGGAGUCCUCCACACUCCCAUGAUCCCCUGGGCCCAGACCUCCCUGCCCCUCCCCAUCCCCUGCCAUGCACACAUCAAGCUGGAGAACAUGCAGAGAACAGGCUCUUUCAAGAUCAGAGGGGUGGCCAAUCAGUUUGCCAGGAGACCACCGGGUGGCAAAUUUGUCACCAUGUCAGCUGGGAAUUAUGGGAAGUCGUUUGCAUACGCCUCCAAACACUACGGGAGUCAGGGGAAGGUAGUGAUGCCAGACUCCGCCCCUCUCUCCAGAUCCACCCUCAUACAGAGUUUGGGCGUGGCGGUGGAGCGCGUGCCUACUUCCUGUCUCCUGGACGCGGUGAAACGAUGUGUCCAGGAAGACAACUUUUCCUUCCUGCACUCCUACGAUGACCUGGACCUGGUGGCUGGACACGCCAGUCUAGGUCUGGAGGUGCUGGAGCAGCUGCCUGCUCCUGAGGUGGUGGUAGUGUGCUGUGGGGGCGGGGGCCUGCUGGCGGGCGUGGCCACGGCACUCAGCCUGUCUGGAUGCAGAUCCACCAGGGUCUACGGAGUCGAGCCUGAAGGAGCCUGCACUAUGUACAGAAGCUUCAUCGAGAACAAGCCAGUAGGGAUGGACGCCAGGAGCAUUGCCUCAGGACUAGCUCCACCCUCCGCAGGUGCCCUCCCCUACGAGCUGUGCCGGCGCUACGUGGAGGAGGUCGUCCUGGUGACCGACGAGGAGAUCAAUGACGCCGUCUCCGCCCUGUACGGGGCGGGGCUGGUGGUGGAGCCGUCCGGAUCUGCUGCCUUCGCCGCCAUCGUCAACAACAGGAUCCCGGACGUGGAGGGGAGGAGGGUGGUGGUCAUUCUCAGCGGGGGGAACAUCGGCAGGGAGGAGCUCGCCAGCUUCCCUGGAUGAGUCACCAUGACAACAGUGACACCGAUCAGUUUCUUACGAUGUAGUAUGAGAUGGUGAGAGUUGGGGGUUAAUUCUGCUCUGUGUCGACUCCCAUGGUGCCUGAUUCAGCAUCUUUCUAUCAGUGGGCGACACUAAUCAAGUGUCUCUGUUGACCAAGAGUUUUUGACAGUGAAGGUGCAGGCAUGAAUGACUCUCCUCCAAUGAACUAAAAUAAAUAAAGUAAAAUGUAAAGUUUUCAUAUAAUUCUCAUUUAACACUAAUAAAACUUUUUAUUGCAUUAUCUCCAUAUCCUCUUGA
Molecule: messenger RNA, 1492 nt
Organism: Osmerus eperlanus (European smelt)
Lineage: Eukaryota; Metazoa; Chordata; Actinopteri; Osmeriformes; Osmeridae
Gene: srr
Product: serine racemase
Exons: 7
Coding region: 233-1195 (320 amino acids)
Biological process (GO): L-serine catabolic process; L-threonine catabolic process
Molecular function (GO): threonine deaminase activity; L-serine ammonia-lyase activity
Source: RefSeq, a predicted model, not a curated record